Molecule: messenger RNA, 3321 nt
Organism: Morone saxatilis (striped sea-bass)
Lineage: Eukaryota; Metazoa; Chordata; Actinopteri; Moronidae
Product: leucine-rich repeat-containing protein 24-like
Exons: 8
Coding region: 387-2027 (546 amino acids)
Molecular function (GO): protein binding
Source: RefSeq, a predicted model, not a curated record
CAUCAGCGUGGGCUGUGAGGUUGAGGGGGUGCGCUGGAAUAACGGGGUGAGAGAACAGCUGGAUGCUGGGAUUUAACACAGACUCCUCGGUCUCCCAGCGGUUUCCAGUCGGUGCUGCGGGAUCUACCGUCCGACCUGCUGCUGUUUGACGCUCCCUGUCUUUUUGCAGCGGUCCUUCUGUUCGAAGGAUGCGACGGGCCCGCGGUGCUCUGCGCACUGUGGAAACAACAACCAGCUUCUGUUCUGCCUCUGGAUGCCCGGACCCCCAUCAUCUGGCGAUAACAACCCCCUAUCGUUAGGAUCAGAGCAGAGGGGAUUAGAGGGCGUCGUACAGAGACAUCACUGUCUCCUCCAUUCUUCCUCAGCAAGUCCUUUCUGUUGGUGUGAUGGCUGUGUUGCUGGUACUUCUUCUCUCCGUGCUCCUUCUGUCCCUUCACACUCCUAGUCGAGCGUCUCCUUCCUGUCCUGUGAGCUGUCGCUGCUACAGCCUUACUGUGGAGUGUGGCUCCACCGGCCUGAGGGACAUCCCCAAACACGUUCCUCAAUCCACACAGACCAUCUUCCUCCAGGACAAUGUGAUUGGUCAGAUCCGUCGACAGGAUCUAACUCUGCUGAGGCACCUGCACUACUUGUACCUGCAGAACAACACAAUCUCAGCAGUGGAACCUGGCUCUUUCCAGAACCAGGGUCAGUUGUUGGAGCUGGCUCUGAAUGGGAACCGGAUCCACCUGGUGACAGCUGACAUGUUUCAGGGACUCGAACAUCUUCGCAUUCUUUACCUAGCAGGAAAUGACAUCACACGCCUGCUGGACUACACCUUUCGUGGCUUACAGCGUCUGCAGGAGCUCCAUUUGCAGCACAACAGUUUAGAGAUGUUAGCAGACCAGGCUCUAGUUGGUUUGUCUUCCCUGGCUCUCCUGGACCUGAGCAGAAAUAAUCUUCACACCAUUGGCCCGGUGUCCCUGCGACCUCUGGUCAGCCUGCAGGUGCUGCGCAUCACAGUGAACUGGAGGAAGAGAGAUCUUGGAGAGCAGCUGAGAGUGACCUGGAGGAAGGCGUCCCAGGGAAAAGUGGUGCUUUCUCCCAGAGGCCUGGUUCAGGAGCUGGGUGCUGGAGGAGGUGCAGUGGGCAGAGCAGAGGAGCCCUCAGAGGAAGGCAGAGUCAGUCUGCAGAAGACUGAAGGCGAGCGCUUUGACCCCGACACCGGCAGUGGAAUGCUGUUCCUCAGUAAUGUGACUGUGGCUCACGCAGGUUUCUAUGAAUGUGAAGCCUGGAACGCAGGAGGCGUGGCCAGAGUGACCUUUCAGCUUGCCAUCAACUCAUCCACUUCCUCCUCCUCCUCUUCCUCCUCCAUCUGGGCCUCGUGGUCCCAGGUGUCUUCGCCAUACUCCCCCGCCUGGCCCCGCCUAAGGAACCACGGUCCUGCUUGGGGCUCAGAUGUGAGCCGGGAGCCCCUGUACGCUCUGGGCAGCAUGGCCUUCAGCGCUCUGGGAGCUGCUACCCAGACUGCCAUCGCUGUGGGCAUCUCUCUGCUGGCUCUGACUGCUCUGCUGCUGGUUGCCAUGAUCUACAGCCGACAUCACCAACGAGACAAGGAAGCUGAUGGAGCUGAGAAGGAGGAGAGCAUCCUGUAUGUGAAUGACUACUCUGAUGGCCCCACCACCUUUGCCCAGCUGGAGGAGUACCGUGACGAGCGCGGCCAUGAGAUGUACGUACUCAACCGGGCCAAGCCUGUGCUGCCCCCUGCUCCACCCACAGCCGUCUCCACCACUAACCUGGGUUGCCCCGCUCCAUCUGACACCUCCAGCCACACCCUCUCCUCAGGGCCGGGCCAGAACAUGAGUCCCACUCUGGUCCCCAACAAACAGCAGCAGCAGCAGCAGGAGGGCGACAUACGGACCAUGAGGAGAAUGGCGGGGGAGGGAGGGGAGGCUGAGCCUGUGAUCACAUCAGAGGCUGAAGGGAUGUUUCUUAAUCACACAGGCCUGUUUAUGGACUCUCAGAUCGCCUAUGAGAUCCACUGCUGAAGUGGGAAGAGGAUCCACUGCAGAACACAGGGUUUGUAUAUGUGAGGCAGCGCAUACGGCAAAAACUGUCACAUCUAAUCUGAAGAAAGUAAGGGUAACACACUGAUUUAACACUACUAUACUAUACUCAUCCCUGUAGAGUGAUUCACUUCUACAAGGCUCAUUUACUCUUAUUGGAGAAGAUUUACAUACCUGGCAGAGUUCACAGUCUGGUUUAUUAAAUCAAGCAUAGCACUGAGACUUUUCAAUACUGUGACACCAAAACAUCAGUGGUGAGUAGAUGCCCUACACUCAAAGACAAUUUUACCUGGACUAAGGUUCAUACUGAGCUGCUCACACUAUCCUGUACGUGAACAUUUGGGUCAACAUUUAUCAGAACUACUUUCAUACCAAAAACCUUCCAUCAUCAUUGCUGUACAAGAGUUCAAGAACUGAGACAAAGCUUAUUGUGUUUUCCCCAUACAAAAUGGGGAAAGUCAUGUAAACUUCCAGUUCAUGAGCAUGUCCCACAUGCUCUAGUGUGUUUUUUUUAUCUGUUUGGAUAUGUUUUAUUUAAUCUGAGACUGUGCAUGCUGUUGAAGGCAGUACAGUAAGUGUGGGACAGCCACAGCUGAUUUUUGUAACUAUUGGUUUAAACAUGAGUGGACAUGUUAAUCAUCACAGAGAAAGGAUUUUAAGGGAAGGAGUCCUAAUCUCCCAUCAUUUGCCAUAUGGAUCUGUUUUGAUCAACAUCCUGUCCAGUUCCAGAUACCUACAAUGAAACUCUGGGGUCUGUAUUGCCCAACAAAUUCAAACUACUCUGGCUCACUUUGGAUUUGCUGCCUCACUGAGCCUGACAUUGGUGAUACUGGUUAUCAUGAAGCUGGUUAUCGCAUGGCUCACUUACCCUGUUUUUUUUAUGAGCAGGUUCACAUGAAAAAGCCAGGUUUCUUAAUUAGAGGCAACAUCAACAGAUCUUAGAAAUACUCCAGCAUAAUAUAUAAUAUGAAAUAGCAUGAAGUGGGUGCUGUGGUGGCAGAAAGUAAUAUUCAGUGAGGUAAACAAUAUAUAAAUAAAUCACAACUAAAAUUUAAUUAGAAAUAUUAGGAAUAUAAUAAGAAAUAUCAUGUAAAUAUUAAAAGUGGGACAAGUAUAAAUUGUUGGGAUUACUAUAAUAGCAUUAUUAAAACUAGAGCCCAACUGCUAUAUUAAAACACAUAUACAAAUAGUCUACUUGGAACAAUAAUGUGUGUCUGUAUGAUUUCUGCAUUAAAAUCCUUAAAAAGGCAUCUACUCCCUCUGCCUCAUUAAAAAU